Molecule: messenger RNA, 4362 nt
Organism: Phyllostomus hastatus (greater spear-nosed bat)
Lineage: Eukaryota; Metazoa; Chordata; Mammalia; Chiroptera; Phyllostomidae
Gene: FBXW11
Product: F-box and WD repeat domain containing 11
Exons: 14
Coding region: 184-1875 (563 amino acids)
Molecular function (GO): protein dimerization activity
Source: RefSeq, a predicted model, not a curated record
UAGUCCUCGCUCUGCGUACUGCGUUCGCGGAGGACGAGGGCGGAGCUGCCGGCGGCCCGGGCGGGCUGGCAGCUAGAGUGGGUGCGAGUACCGCCUCCGCCUCUGCCGCCUCCGCCGUCGCCUCCUCCGCCCGGGCGGUUCGCUGCUGCGCCGGGAGAGCGAGGCGGGGCCGCCGGGGCCGCCAUGGAGCCCGACUCGGUGAUUGAGGACAAGACCAUCGAGCUCAUGUGUUCUGUGCCAAGGUCUUUGUGGCUAGGCUGCGCCAACCUGGUAGAGAGCAUGUGCGCACUGAGUUGCCUGCAGAGCAUGCCCAGUGUCAGAUGUCUCCAGAACACUUCAGUUAUGGAGGAUCAAAACGAAGAUGAGUCCCCCAAGAAAAGUACUCUUUGGCAGAUAAGUAAUGGAACAUCCUCUGUGAUCGUCUCCAGAAAGAGGCCGUCGGAAGGAAACUACCAAAAAGAAAAGGACUUGUGCAUUAAGUACUUCGACCAGUGGUCCGAGUCCGAUCAAGUGGAGUUCGUGGAGCACCUCAUUUCCCGGAUGUGCCACUACCAGCAUGGACACAUCAACUCCUACCUGAAGCCCAUGUUGCAGCGGGACUUCAUCACCGCCUUACCAGAGCAAGGCUUAGAUCACAUAGCGGAGAACAUUCUUUCCUACCUGGACGCCAGGUCUCUGUGUGCGGCGGAGCUGGUGUGCAAGGAAUGGCAGCGUGUGAUCUCCGAGGGGAUGCUGUGGAAGAAGCUCAUCGAGCGGAUGGUGCGCACGGACCCCCUGUGGAAGGGGCUUUCGGAAAGACGAGGGUGGGAUCAGUACCUGUUUAAAAACAGACCUACGGAUGGCCCUCCCAAUUCAUUUUAUAGGUCGUUAUACCCAAAGAUCAUCCAGGAUAUAGAGACUAUAGAAUCUAACUGGCGGUGCGGACGGCACAACUUGCAGAGGAUCCAGUGCCGCUCGGAGAACAGUAAAGGCGUCUACUGCCUGCAGUACGACGACGAGAAAAUCAUCAGCGGGCUGCGGGACAACUCCAUCAAGAUCUGGGACAAAACCAGCUUGGAGUGCUUGAAAGUGUUAACGGGGCACACCGGCUCCGUGCUCUGUCUCCAGUACGACGAGCGUGUCAUUGUGACGGGCUCCUCGGACUCCACGGUGAGAGUCUGGGACGUGAACACGGGCGAGGUCCUGAACACGCUGAUCCACCACAACGAGGCCGUGCUGCACCUGCGCUUCAGCAACGGCCUGAUGGUGACCUGCUCCAAGGACCGCUCCAUCGCCGUGUGGGACAUGGCUUCCGCCACCGACAUCACUUUGCGGCGCGUCUUGGUCGGCCACCGUGCUGCUGUCAACGUGGUGGACUUCGACGAUAAGUACAUCGUGUCUGCCUCUGGUGACAGAACCAUCAAGGUCUGGAGCACGAGCACCUGCGAGUUCGUCCGCACCCUGAACGGGCACAAGCGCGGCAUCGCCUGUCUGCAGUACCGGGACCGGCUGGUGGUCAGCGGCUCGUCCGACAACACCAUCAGGCUCUGGGACAUCGAGUGUGGCGCCUGCUUGAGGGUCCUGGAGGGGCACGAGGAGCUGGUGCGGUGCAUCCGGUUCGACAACAAGAGGAUCGUCAGCGGGGCCUACGACGGGAAAAUUAAAGUGUGGGACUUGCAAGCUGCUCUCGACCCUCGGGCCCCGGCAAGCACGCUGUGUCUGCGCACACUGGUGGAACAUUCUGGACGUGUGUUCCGGCUACAGUUCGAUGAGUUUCAGAUCAUCAGCAGCUCUCACGACGACACUAUUUUGAUCUGGGAUUUCCUAAACGUGCCUCCCAGCGCCCAGAGUGAGACCCGCUCGCCCUCCAGAACGUACACAUACAUCUCCAGAUAACAGUCUGCGCCCCGCCCGCUCCAGGGUUUCCUAGUCUUGAACUACUGGCUACACGGCUACCAAAUGCCUAAGGGAGUUCUUCACAGCUGAGUCUCGAAGCUGGAAUUGGUUCUAGACGCUGGGUAGAUGCAAAGCAGCCUAACUCUUCAAGCACCGACCUUUCCCACCUCCGACUCCGGCCUCCACUUUGAGAAGGACACCUUGGCCUCACUGACUUCAAGCAGGACAGCAGCCCAUCCCUCCCCCAUCCGUGAAAAAAACCGAUUGCUUCCCGUGUAACCUGUCCGUGUGAACGGAACACACAGGCUGUUCUCCGGAAGUAAAUUGACGGUCAAGAGAAGACUUGGCCUCUAAUUUAUGUUGCUUUGCACUUUGAUCUGAUAUCAGAAACAGCAUCCUUUGGUGAAAUUUUGGGUGCCAAACACCUACCCAGAAUGUCCAGGGCUCUCCUCUGCAGGAGUCUCCUUCUGACCGUCCACGCCACUCUGCGUUCUGACUUGCGUUAGGGACGUGCGGACUGUGGGAAAGUUUCUCUGGGUUGCGUUGGGGACGUUUUUGGGGUUACACUUCCUUUCCGUACCAUUUCUCUUAAUUUAAAGGACUGUGAGCCAGGUUGUAUUUAACAUAGCUCUUCUUUUCGUUAACUGUUCUCCGUGCCCAGCCAUCUCCCGGUAUCUGGUAGGGUAACACCUGUACACGCGUGCUCGCCUCCUAAUUUAAAUCCUGUAUCCGCAUGUAGAUAAGAUGUACAUAACAGUUUAACCUCGAGGUGGCUGGAGCCAGGGCCCGGGCCCGAGACACUAAUGCAGAGUGUGUUCGCACACGGCCGGGGGCCGGGCUCCAGGGCCCGGCGCCGGGGCUGGCGUGGGCUGCCUAGAACCCUUCCUGCAGUGUUCAUACGGCGUUUUUAUUUCGUCAUUGUCAUUGUGUGCGUGUGGAGUGUGUUUUUAAUGGGAAUCCUGUUUUACAGUGUGAUUUCUGAAGUUCAACACCGAACGUUUUAUUCGUUGUGCAGUACACGCGGUAGAGAGGUACCCGAACAUUAUUCUCGUUUCCUCAGAAGUGCUCCUGAGUACCGGCGGUCACGUCCCACAGUGUUCAUUGGACCUCCCGGCCGACACCAUCACUCUGUGCGUUAGGAACCCCGGGGAGGGGAGGGGAGGGGAGGGCAGGGAGGCCCGUGCCCGCCGGCCCUGGGAGUCGCACGCCCCGGCCCGUCGGCACGCGAGCGGGCCCCGCUGCGUGUGGAAGCCCAGGCGCCGGGGGAGGCUGGCUCGGGGGCGCGUCUCGAGUGGAAGGGGACUCCCGUGCGGUGCGAAGCCUCAGACUGACAGAUCCCGUCCCCGUCACCUCGGGUGUCCCUUGCUGCUGUGGGUCCGGCAGGUUCCCAGCGCUCCGGAGCGCCCGCGGCCUGAGUGCGUGGGUGGCGCUGCCACGCUGGCCGAGCGUGGAAAGGGCCUGGGCGGUGGCCGGCCCCCCCUUCCCUCAUCCGAUAUCAGGUGUUGAUUGGCCCCUCGCCAUUGUUUCCAAAGAUCAUGGGAUGUCGGUAACGUGUUAAAGGACCAAUGCGAACCUCCUGUCGCCACACCUCGCCCGGGGAAGCCCUCGCUGCUGCAGGCGAGCCCCGGGCCCGUGCGGGCCCCGCGCUGAUCACGGUGCGGGGGCGGGCACGCGGGCGAGAUCUGUUUAUCGAGUCGGCUCUGCUUUCCCCUUUUCUAGACUCAUCCUUCCCUCCCCCGUGACUGAAUUUCUGUUUUUGAGAAAUUGAGCCUCAAAGUGUAAAGAGACGGGCCUCCAUGCGUAAGGCGGGUGUUGUAAGCCUGACAGCAGUCGUGAGAGUGCUGUGACUCUCCGGCGCCGGUCACCUUGCAGCCGCCCUGGCGGACCAGCGGGGAGAGCCCGGGGGCGGGUGGGGGGCGGCAGUUCUCCUGGACGAGUGGACUUUCCGUUGUUGUUUUUGCAUGUUCAAUAUAACAGUUCUCGUUCCUUGGGAGAUCAUGGCCUUCGAAUAUGCACACACCCUUUGAAUCGUGCCUACUAAAACUAGAGCAGGGGACUUCGGCACCCAAGGAAUUCCGACUUUCUGGGAUUAUAGUAGUAAUUCCCAGCCGUACUCUGGACUUUAUUUUGCUAACCCAUAAUUGAGCAAGUGUAAAUUACUGCUAUAUUAAUGUUUUAAAGCACUGGGAUAGUCUGAUUCUAACUUGUAAUUAAUUAUGUUUGCCAAUUAUCUGUUUGAAAUAAAUUUGUGUCUGAACAGCUAUUGAAGCUGUUAAAUUGUACAGAUAUUAUUCAUGACAGCUUUGUACUGUGGAAUGUGCUUAAUAAAAAACAAAAAGUUGACCUUUGUCCAAUAAAUUGCUAAGUAAUGUCAAUAAAUCAAGUAUGAGUAUUAUGCAGUACAUCUAAUCUGGCUUCAUGCAAUUGUUACUUCAGCUACUAAUUCAACGCCAAUACUCUUUAAAUAAAGUGUUGCAAUACUCCUGA